Molecule: messenger RNA, 1593 nt
Organism: Spinacia oleracea (spinach)
Lineage: Eukaryota; Viridiplantae; Streptophyta; Magnoliopsida; Caryophyllales; Amaranthaceae
Exons: 7
Coding region: 924-1265 (113 amino acids)
Source: RefSeq, a predicted model, not a curated record
UUUGUUUUGUGAAAACUUUGUUGAGUCUAGAAAAGAUUAAAAAUAAGCGACAAUACAAUAUCUAUAAAGACUUACACCAACGUAAAUAAUUUUAGCAAUUGCAACUUCUAACGAGAUACUAGUGGUGAACUCGCGUUUUCAUUUACAAACUUUUCCAUAUUUUAUGACCCCGACAGCUCAGGCUAUACUCCGUAAGUUUAGUAAAGUCUGGCACUUCGUAUUGAAUUAUGUUUAAGAUGCAUGACUGAAGAUGUGACUCAAAACCAGGGUAAAACAUUGGUAUGUGACUAUGUGUAAGAAACUUUAAUCCGUAUCUAACUACAAACAUCGGGCAAUUGAGGUUUUUCAUGAGGUUAGUUUCAUAAUUUUGAGGUUUGUGUACAAACUUUAUUAUUGCUAGCCUAAGUUUUUUCAAAAGAGGUUAUUAAAAACAAAUCUCAUUGUAUCUAAUAAAGUUAAAAAAUUAUUUUUUAAUUUUUAUGUGAGUUGAAUCUCUAUUAUAUAAGCCAAGAGCCGAGGGCUUUUUCGUAACUUAACUUUUCGUGUCCCCAGCCAAAAUUACCAAAACACCCUUGAAGUCGUUGAUGCUGCUCGCUGACCCCCUAUCUCUUGCACUCUUUUCUCUCUCCUCGCAUUUCAGAGGCGAUUUGUGUCCUCUCUCCCCUCUCGCACGUUUCUCUCUCCUCGCGUCUCCAUUGUCGUCGUUUUAGGGUUACAUUUCCUCGCCGAAUCGCGUCCCAAAUCAGCAUUCAGAAAUUUGGGUUGAUUUGGAUCAUGAUGGUCGAUUGGUGGUGCCGAAGCCCGUCACUUUUUUUCAAGGAUCUGGCUUGAAUAAACAAGUUCUUGCCCAGGUACCCAUUAUGGUGCCAAUCUGCGUAAGCAGAUUAAGAAGAUGGAGGUGAGUCAACACAACAAGUACUUUUAUGCGUGGAAAUGCUUCUUCUGCUCUAUGUUCUGAGUAUUUCAACAGCAAACCCUAUGCGUGCGAUCCAUCAACUUUUCCAAUAUAUCCACCUAACAAAGAAAUUGAUGCAAAAGGUCGUGAUGAUGCUAGAAGUAAUACUUCAGAGAUGAACGAUUUGAAAGCUGGGGCAGAGCUGCUUGAUAUUAUUCUUUCAAAGCAUAAUUUGAGAGAGGGGAAACAUACUUGGGUUGCACCAAUACGGAUUUCCGGCUACUCUUGCUUUCCUCAUUGUCUAUUUGGGUUUUCAGCCACAAAGCUCUGUUGCUGCUGCUGCUGCUCACUCUGCUCUGCUGCUGCUUAAUCUGCCCACUCUGCAAGAAAGCAUGCAAUUCUGGUUCAACCUGCAUCAAGAACUUAGGAAGCAUGCAUUAUGUUCUAGAGUAAAUUAUUUGCAUAUUCAAUUAUUUGUUAAUCAUGCUGUCAUUUGGUUGAUUGCAAGCUUUGCUCUGAAAAAAGUUGUAGAGUGUUUUUCGAAGAGUUUGAAGUUCAUAAAUAGGGUUAAUGAUGAAAUUUUGGAAUUUAUAUUUUGGUACUAAGAUUUAGAUUCUUUGUCAUGUAAACGUAUGAUUACUCUGUUUCACUAUUUAGAUGUAUAACCUUAAUUUUUUAAAAUACGAACUUUGUGAACA